AUUCUAAAGGAUUUGAGCCUAACUAUAGAACCAGGACAAAAUGUGGCUCUUGUUGGGCCCAGUGGAUGUGGAAAGUCUACCACUGUACAACUUGUGCAAAGAUUCUAUGAUACUGAUGGAGGCACAGUCGUCAUUGAUGGACACAACAUCAAAGACAUCAACCUCAAGUGGCUUCGUGAACAAAUUGGUGUCGUCAGCCAGGAGCCUGUGUUGUUUGAUACUUCCAUUGAGGAGAAUAUUCGUUUUGGCAAGCUCGAUGCCACAGAGAGGGACAUUCAGGCAGCAGCAAAGGAAGCUAAUGCUCAUGACUUCAUCAAAGCACUUCCUGAGGGCUACAAAACAAAUGUUGGAGAGAGAGGAGCACAGUUGAGCGGUGGCCAGAAGCAGAGAAUAUCGAUUGCCAGAGCUUUGGUUCGAAAUCCUAAAAUUCUGCUACUGGAUGAAGCCACGUCUGCCCUGGACCAUGAGAGUGAAGCAGUUGUACAGGAUGCUCUUGAAAAAGCUGGGAAAGGUAGAACAACAAUCACCAUUGCUCAUCGCCUGUCUACAAUCAAACACGCAGAUAAAAUUGUGGCUAUCAGUGAUGGCAGGAUUGCUGAACAGGGAACUCAUGAGGAACUUAUGCGGAAAGAAGGAUUGUACUAUCAACUUGUGCAAAUACAGACCAGACUCAGCAAGGAAUCAGAAAUGGAUAUGGCUGAUGUUGAGAUUGUAGAGGAAGAUGAGGAUGACGUGCUAGAUGCAGAUGAACUUUUACGUGCUUCUUUCAAAAGAGCUGUUUCUGUUCAGUCCACAAAGUCAACAGAAAAGGAAGUGAGCCUUGUUGCUAGGGCCAGUCUGCGUAGGAGGAAUAAAAAGCUUCGUAAAGAAGAAAAGGAAGUGUCUGAUGCAACCGCAGAGGAUGUCAAAUUGUCUGAAAUCAUGCACUACAAUGCGCCAGAGUGGCCUCUCAUUGUGUUUGGCUGUUUUGGUUCUAUUGUUGCUGGAGGUGUUCACCCAGCAUUCUCUUUCCUGCUCAGUGAAUUUAUUAAGAUCUUCAGUAUAAGAGAUCGAAGUGAACAAUGGGAACAAGUUCAUAUUCUAGCUGGAUCUGUGAUUGGAGUGGCUGUUAUUUCUGCCAUUGUUCGAAUGAUGCAGGGAUACUGCUUUAGCAAAUCAGGAGCAUAUCUGACUGCUCGACUACGGAAGCUGACUUUCACAUCAAUGGUUAAUCAGGACAUGGAGUAUUUUGAUCUACCCAACAACCAAGUUGGAGCUCUUACAACCCGAUUGGCUGGUGAUGCAUCCAUGGUCCAGGGGGCUACAGGAUCCAAAGUUGGGCAGAUUCUGGAAGCAGCAUCAACACUAGGUACGGCAAUCGUGAUAGCUUUUGUGUAUGGCUGGAAGCUAGCAUUUGUGGUUAUCUCAUUUAUGCCAGUGAUGAUUGCCGCAGGUGUGGUCCAAGGUCAAGUUAUUGCAGGUGCAGCCAAAAAGGACAGGGCACAAUUACAACAGGCAGGGAGAAUAUGUUCAGAAGUUGUAGAUGGAAUCCGUACGGUCGUGUCACUGAGCCGGGAACCACACUUCAUUAAAUUGUUUGAUGAGCUCAUUGACUUUACAAAAUCGUCAAACAAGAAAAUGUCUAUAAUAUUUGGAAUUACUUAUGGAAUUUCAAACUGCAUCAUCUUCUUUGCAUAUGCUGUGGCAUUUUAUUAUGGAUCUACCCUAGUGCAGGAAGGGGAGAUGGAGUUCUAUGAAGUUUUCAGAGUUUUUUCAGCCAUCAUAUUUGGGGGGAUGGUGGUCGGUCGACAGUCAUCUUUUGGUGUGGAUUACACAAAAGCUAAACUGGCAGCUGCUCGAAUCAUUGCGCUGAUUAACAGGAAACCCAAAAUUGAUGUCAGAGAGGAAAGUGGACAGACACUUGCUGACUUCAAGGGCAGUAUCAAUGUAACAAAUGUCACAUUCAGAUACCCUACUCGUCCCAAUACCACCGUUCUUGAUGGCAUGAAUUUGGUUAUAAACCCAGGAGAGACUGUGGCCCUUGUUGGUUCCAGUGGUUGUGGAAAGAGCACCACUACACAGCUUGUAGAGAGAUUUUAUGACGCACACUCUGGUGCUUUGCUAGCAGAUGGUCAAGAUAUUCGGCAGCUGAACUUGAAAUGGUAUCGACGACAGCUGGGAAUUGUAUCUCAGGAACCCACACUGUUUGACUGCAGUAUCGCAGAGAAUAUUGCCUAUGGUGACACCUCUCGAGUUGUUUCAAUGCCAGAGAUCAUUCAAGCAGCAAAAGAUGCCAACAUCCAUACUUUUGUUUCAAAUCUACCUCAGGGAUAUGACACAAAUGUUGGGGACAAAGGGGCACAGCUGAGUGGGGGGCAGAAGCAGAGAAUUGCUAUUGCCAGGGCUCUGGUGAGGAACCCAAAAGUUCUACUACUCGACGAAGCCACAUCAGCGCUGGACUCUGAAAGUGAAAAGAUUGUCCAAGAAGCUUUAGACAAAGCAAGUAAGAACAGAACCUGCAUUACCAUUGCUCAUCGACUGUCCACCAUUCAGAAUGCAGACAAAAUUGCUGUAGUCAGUAAGGGAAAAGUAAUUGAAAUUGGCACACACUCUCAGCUACUGGUCAGCAAGGGAGCUUACUACAAACUUUUGCAAGCUCAGAAUCGACCCCAUAAAGGUCACCAAGAAUGA
This is a messenger RNA of Candidula unifasciata, 2670 nucleotides long. The record is from the annotation of a GenBank genome assembly. Lineage: Eukaryota; Metazoa; Mollusca; Gastropoda; Stylommatophora; Geomitridae.